Molecule: messenger RNA, 2830 nt
Organism: Diuraphis noxia (Russian wheat aphid)
Lineage: Eukaryota; Metazoa; Arthropoda; Insecta; Hemiptera; Aphididae
Gene: Sf3b3
Product: splicing factor 3b subunit 3
Cellular component (GO): nucleus
Molecular function (GO): protein binding; nucleic acid binding
Source: RefSeq, a predicted model, not a curated record
GUCUUCUCUGCAUUGUCCGACUGUCCGUCCGGCUUAUGCUGAACGUCUAUGCUUUAUAUAGCUACUUCUUAAUUUGUUCUCUAGUCACAACUUCACAAGUUCUCAUUCGUCGUUAUUUGUUAAAACUGUUAUGCAUCGUUAGUUCUACUUUGUACAAAUCUAUAGAAGUAUUUGGUUAUCAUCGAGUAGUACAAUACAUGGUUCGUAUACGCCGGCAGACGGCCGUUUCGUGUUGUGAAUUCUUGAACGAGUUAAAAUAUCCUGGGAAUCGCCGUUUUGGUCGAUUGAUACCUCCUUUCUGGUUGUCCGUCCGGUAUUCGCCAGACACGCUAUCGGCUAUGCUACCAAAAACUAAUGUCAUUCGUUCGUCGUAGUGUGUUUGCUGUGUGAACGGAACAGUCGAACAGUAGCCAAGCACCACUGUCGUUGGCAGAUUAACCAAUCAUAAAAAUACGCAAUCAUGUAUUUGUAUAAUAUGACAUUGCAACGGGGUAGCGGCAUUACGCACGCUAUCCAUGGAAAUUUUAGUGGAGGAAAAUUACAAGAAAUUUUAGUCUCUCGAGGCAAAUCUUUAGAGCUUAUGAGACCUGAUCCAAAUACUGGCAAAGUCCACACAUUGUUAACCGUAGAAGUAUUUGGAAUUAUUCGUGCUUUGAUGAGUUUUAGGCAGUCUGGUGGUACUAAAGAUUACAUAGUUGUUGGWUCUGAUUCUGGAAGAAUUGUUAUACUGGAAUAUCUACCUUCAAAAAAUGUCUUGGAUAAAGUGCAUCAAGAAACUUUUGGAAAGAGUGGAUGUAGGCGAAUUGUUCCUGGACAGUAUUUGGCCAUUGAUCCUAAAGGAAGAGCUAUAAUGAUUGGUGCGGUAGAAAAACAAAAGUUAGUGUAUAUUCCUAACAGAGAUGCUGAAGCACGGCUUACAAUUUCAUCUCCUUUGGAAGCUAAUAAAAGCAAUACACUUGUUUACCACAUGGUUGGAAUAGAUGUGGCUUUUGACAAUCCAAUUUUUGCAUGCCUUGAAAUUGACUAUGAGGAAGUGGAUGCAGAUCCAACUGGAGAAGCUGUUCAAACUACGAGACAAACUCUUACAUUUUAUGAAGUUGAUUUUGGUUUAAAUCACGUAGUUCGUAAAUAUAGCGAACCUUUAGAAGAACAUGCUAAUUCACUUAUCACUGUUCCUGGUGAUAAAGAUGGUCCAGGUGGUGUACUAAUAUGUUCCGAAAAUUAUAUUACUUACAAAAAUCAAGGAGAACAACCAGACAUACGAUGUCCCAUACCGCGUAGACCUGCUGAAGAUACUCCACAAUUAUAUAUGGCUUGUGGCCGAGGUCCAAGAUCUACCUUAAGAGUGUUAAGGCAUGGGCUUGAAGUUUCAGAAAUGGCAGUAUCUGAACUACCUGGGAGUCCAAAUGCAGUAUGGACAGUGAAAAGAAGAGCAGAUGAAAAUUUUGAUGCCUAUAUCAUUGUGUCUUUCUCAAAUGCCACUCUAGUAUUGUCUAUUGGAGAAACUGUGGAAGAAGUUUCCGAUUCAGGUUUCUUAGGAACUACACCAACACUAUCUUGUUCUCCAUUAGGCGAUGAUGCUGUUGUACAAAUAUAUCCUAAUGGUGUGCGUCACAUACGUUCUGACAAACGAAUGCAUGACUGGAAAGCCCCUGAAAAAAAGAAGAUAGUUAAGUGUGCAGCUAAUCAACGACAAGUUGUGAUUGCUCUUGGUGGUGGUGAACUUGUAUAUUUUGAAAUGGAUCCGACUGGACAUUUAAAUGAACAUAAAGAUCGUAAAGAAAUGAAUUCUGAUGUUCUUUGUAUGGCAUUAGCAAAUGCUCCUUCUGGAGAACAGAUGUCACGCUUUUUAGCUGUUGGUUUGACUGAUGAAACUGUCCGAAUAAUUUCUUUAGAUACUACAGACUGUUUAGUACAAUUAAAAAUGCAAGCRAUACCAGCCAUGCCUGAAUCAUUAUGUAUUGUAGAGAUGGGCGCUAGUGACGGUGGUUCUUCAGAUGAACCAGCAAUGAAUUCACUAUCAAUGUUGUAUUUGAACAUUGGUUUACAAAAUGGUGUAUUACUUCGCACAGUACUGGAUGGUGUUACUGGAGAAAUGGCUGAUACGCGAGCACGUUACUUAGGAGGMAAACCUGUAAAACUAUUUAAAAUUAGAACCAGGGGAAAUGAAGCAGUACUUGCAAUGUCAAGUAGAUCGUGGCUUAGUUAUUACUACCAAAAUCGUUUUCACCUAACUCCAUUAUCAUAUGAAAGUUUGGAAUAUGCAUCUGGUUUCUCUUCCGAACAGUGUCCUGAAGGUAUUGUUGCUAUUUCGGGUAAUACUUUGCGCAUUCUGGCAUUAGAAAAAUUGGGUGCUGUUUUCAACCAAGUUUCAUUCCCGGUUGAAUAUACACCCAGAAAGUUUGUUAUCCACCCCGAUUCUGCUCACUUAAUUGUGGUUGAAACUGAACACAAUGCUUACACUGAGCAAACCAAAAAACAGAGGCGAAUACAAAUGGCAGAAGAAAUGCAGGAAGCUGCUGGAGAAGAAGAACAAGAGUUAGCCAAGGAAAUGGCUGAAGCUUUUUUGAAUGAAGAUUUACCAGAAAACAUUUUUGGUGCUCCCAAAGCUGGUCCUGGAAUGUGGGCAUCAUUAGUCAGAUUGUUUAAUCCAGUUCAAGGCAUAACCGAAGCUGUUUAUAGAUUCCCUCAAAAUGAAGCAGUUAUGAGUGUUGCUCUAGUACGUUUUUCAAGUUAUCCAGAUUCACAGUUUGUUCUUUUUGGGGUCGCAAAUGAACUUCAUUUGAAUCCAAGACAUGUUACAUGUGGAUAUAUAUACACUUAUAAGUAA